GCGCCGUGUUUGCGUCAUCAACAUGAGCCUUAUAGACUCCGCGAAAGGUCGAGAGGAGAGGUUUUGUUGUGUUCAAGCGAUGGUGACGGCGACGCGUCAGUAAGGGCCGAGCUUGGGGGCGCUUCGAAGGGGAGGCGAGGGGCGCCGCCCGCAACGGUGCUAUGGCUCGUAAGGCGGGCGGGAUCUGCUUCUACUUCCUGCAAGGCAACUGCCGCUUCGGGGAGAGGUGCUGGAACGAGCAUCCGCGCUCCGGGAGCUCCAGCCCGUCCUUUUCUCAGAACUCAGGCUCCAGUAGAAGAGGAACAUGGACUGGACAUAACCAGCGAUACAGUAAUGUUAUUCAUACUUCCAGUUUUCCAAAAUCCUCCAGUUGGCAUGACAACAGGAAUCCCGGAUCCUCUGGCUUUUCUCAAAACAGGUUUGCUGCAUUAGUCCCCAGUGAAAACCUUCGCAAUGAUGGCAUUAAAGAUGAGGAAGACAAACUUCUUGAAAUAAUAAUGAAAGACAUGGAGAUUUGGGAAUCUUCAGGACAAUGGAUGUUUUCCACAUAUUCACCAAUGAAAGAAAAGCCUAAUAUUUCAGGUUUUACAGACUUUUUACCAGAAGAGUUACGUCUUGAAUAUUAUAACUGCAGAGCAAAUAAUGAUGCACAAAAUUAUAUCAAUUCAGUCCAACAGCUAAUUAACCAGUGGAGAAGUAGAUUACUUGAACUGAAGAAUAUAAAUGCAUCUACUAAAACUGCACUGAUAUCUGAAUUGAAGAAUGUUUUUAGUCAACCACCACCUGCAUUUGGACUUGCAACACAGCAGCAAUCCACUUUUAGAGCAGCAUCCUUUCCUGUGGCUAAACAGAACAGUGCUCAAGGCUUCGUUUUCAAAUCACCUUCUGAUCUUGCCAGUGUCUCAACUGGAGGUACACCCACAUUUGGAAGCGCACCUGCAUUUGGAAAUCUUGGUGAUGUUCAAGGUGCUGCAGCUUCUGCUGCUGCUUCCCAGUCAGUUGGUUUUGGGAAUCAACCAGCUCCAUCGGCAGCAGCUUUUUCAUUUAAAACUUCUGCAGCUCCUAGUGGAUUUGAAGCAUCUGGAUUUUCAGGAUUUGGAAAAUCUGUUUCUGUAAUCUCUUCAGACACCACAUCUACUUCAGUGUUUGGGACAGGAGUUACAGCAGUUGAUUCCUCUCCUCUGAAUUCAGGGAACAUACCAUUUGGGCAGCAAUCAAAUGUCUUUGGAAGUAGUGCUACAUUGGCAUCUCCAGUAAUUCCAACAAACGUUACUUCAGAAAAGUUAUUUACACUGAAGACUGAGCUGUCUGCAGAAGAACUGAGGCAAUUUGAAGCAAAGAAAUUCACCCUAGGAAAAAUUCCUUUAAAGCCACCACCUGUGGAACUUUUAAGUAUGUGAUGGUAUUCUGAGGAUGUUAUAUUUUUCCCCUGCUUCCUCCAUAUGAUAAUACCAAUAUGAUAGUACCAAAAAUAUUCCAAUUUAUUCUUUCAGAAAUUUUUUUCCCUAUGGCUAACCAGCACUGUUUCAGAAAAGUUUCAUUCAUUUCUUGUACUAAAUUAUUUGUUUGACUCAUUGGUUUCAGAAUGUACAUUUAAGUUGAGAAUAUAACUUUGCAAUAAACUUAAAAUGUAGCAAAA
Molecule: messenger RNA, 1639 nt
Organism: Varanus komodoensis (Komodo dragon)
Lineage: Eukaryota; Metazoa; Chordata; Lepidosauria; Squamata; Varanidae
Gene: NUP42
Product: nucleoporin 42
Exons: 7
Coding region: 162-1400 (412 amino acids)
Cellular component (GO): nuclear envelope
Molecular function (GO): metal ion binding; nuclear export signal receptor activity
Source: RefSeq, a predicted model, not a curated record